Molecule: messenger RNA, 2039 nt
Organism: Mus musculus (house mouse)
Lineage: Eukaryota; Metazoa; Chordata; Mammalia; Rodentia; Muridae
Gene: Kir3dl2
Product: killer cell immunoglobulin-like receptor, three domains, long cytoplasmic tail, 2
Exons: 10
Coding region: 152-1297 (381 amino acids)
Source: RefSeq, a predicted model, not a curated record
ACUCUUUUCAGUGGCCAACCCAGGGAUGUAGUGCAAGCUGCAUUCUCUGUAGCCAAGCUUAUGGGUUCCCAGAGGUGAGCAGUUGAACCUCCCUGAGGGUGGCAAGACAGAUGCAGGGAUCCCAGACGCAGCACAACAUAUUAAACACUCAAUGACAGGACCAGGUUUCUUCCUAGUCCAGAGGAUGUCAGCACACGUGGGAAGUCAUGAUAAACCAUUCCUAUAUGCCUGGCCAAGUUAUGUUGUUCCUCUGGGACAGAAUGUGACUCUUACAUGUGACUCUCAUAGAGGAUCUAACAUAUUCAAACUGUACAAAGAAGAAGGGUCUCCAAUCCCUCAGUUACAUGAGACUACAUUUCAGAAGAGCCAGGUCUUUGGUCCUGUGACCACAGAACAUGCAGGAACCUACAGAUGCUUCCAUCCUCAAUAUGCUAAUGUAUUGUCAGCACAUAGUGAGCCUCUGAAAAUCAUAAUUUCAGGAAUCUACUUGAAGCCUUUCCUCUUGAUUCUACAAAGUCCCCUGGUGAAUUCAGGAGGGAAUGUGACCCUGGAAUGUCACUCAGAGAAUAUGUUCGAUACAUACAUUUUGAUUUCACACAGAAUGGGAAUAAUCAAGAACUCUGUCCAAGUUUCUGCAGAACAUCAUGAAAGUGGGUCACAUGUCACCUACUCAAUAGGUCCCAUGACACCUGACCUUGUUGGGACUUACACAUGCUAUGGUGCUAACAGUUACUACCCCUAUGAAUGGUCAGACCCCAGUGACCCCAUUGACAUCAAGAUCACAGGUGUAUACAAGAAACCUUCUCUGUCAGUCCUGAUGGGGCCUGUGCUGAUGAUGUCAGGAGAAACCAUGACCCUGUCUUGCAUCUCUGACCAUCAGUUUGACAUGUUCCAUAUGUCCAGGGAAGGGGUGCCUCAGGGACAGGGGAUGCCUGGAGUGCAGAUCCACAGUGGUAAAUUCGAGGCAAAAUUCCUUCUUAGUUCAAUGAUCCAAAAGGGGAACUAUAGAUGCUAUGGCUCUUUCAGGAACUCUUCCCAUGUGUGGUCCUCCCCAAGUGACCCCUUGUACCUUCCUGCCAAAGGAAACUGUCCUGCAUGCACAGAAGAAGAUCCCAAAAUACAUAACUGCAAGAACCUGCGCAUUCUAACUGGGCUCUUAAUGACCAUGGUCCUUGUCAUCAUCAUCAUCUUUUAUUCUUGUUACUUUCCCAAACAGAAUAAGUCUCAGAAACAAGCAGCAGCCAGCAUGGAACAAGAGUCUGAAGUUAAAAAACACAAUAAACAGACAGCUUUCUAGGACUUUGAAGGACAAGAAGGACAGGAGGUGACAUACACAGAACUUGAGCAGAGAAUCUUCAACCAAAACUUGAUGCCUCCCAUUUCCCGAAUUUCUGAGUUUUCUGCAGAUACCAUUGUGUACAUGGAAAUUAUGAAAUGAUAAACUGAGAUCAAAGAAUGUCUGCACCCACUGAGUUCUCAAAGAAAGAUCUAAGGAAGUCUUUUGUGGAAAACAGAGCCUUUUCAUCAACAAAGGCUGUUUGAUGCAGUGAAAUAACAGCUGGAAUAUGAAGGCAGAAGUCUUUAAAUUUGGGGUUAUCCUUAAUUGUUCUAAUACUGUUCUUAAUGUAGUUUACUAAUACAUAAAAAGACUAUGGUCCUCACUGACAGCAUUACAGAAAUCACAUUCUAUUUAUUAGUCCAUGGUUCUCCACGUAUUCCCUAGUUUCAGACCUCUACAAUGUAACCAACUAUAUUUUUAGAUCGACUUGAAGCUGCAUGCUGUUUGUCUUACAAUUCCAUACCAACAAAGGUUCAUUCUGCUUAUUAGCAUAGAUUUCCAAUAUAUUGUUAUGCUGUACAACAUAAUGUAUCUCAUAGCAAUCAUAUGUGUGUGUGUGUGUGUGUGUGUGUGUGUGUGUGUGUGUGUGUGUGUGUAAAAUUUUCUCACCCACUUACCCUACCUUGACUCUGUCCCGCUCCUGCUAACAUCCUUCCAGAAGCCUGUUCUUAACACUGGGCCUUAACAUAUGCUGUUCUGU